AUGGAAGCUCUACCACAGAUUCUUCAGUCGAAGAUAAUAAACCCCUUGCAGCCUCUACUUCGACAGAUCACCACGUCAUUACCAACUCCUGCGAACGACGCGCUCAUCUCCCUCCUUGGUGUCAACUGCUUCACAUCCCUCGUCCUCAGUUUGGAUAUAACGAAAGAUCCAGAAUGCCUUCCGCUCGCAAUUUCUAAGGCUCUUGGGAUUGCGAUCGUCUUAUUCAGCGCCAUCGUCAAGGUCCCGCAGAUUCUGAAGCUCAUCUCCUCGCGGUCAGCAGCUGGAGUCUCGUUUACAUCGUACGCCCUCGAGACAGCCAGCUUCCUUAUUACUCUUGCCUAUAAUGCGCGCCAGGGAUUCCCAUUCAGCACUUAUGGCGAGGUUGCCUUGAUUGCCGUGCAGGACAUUGUGGUUAGCGUGCUGGUGUUGGUGUUUUCUGGCCAAACGGCUUCAGCGGGAGCUUUCCUUGCCGCUGUUGUUGGUAUUGUCUAUGCAUUGCUAUUCAGCGGCGAGACCAUAGUUGAUCAGGCUACCAUGGGCUAUCUCCAAGCUGGAGCCGGUCUCUUGGGAAUCGCCAGUAAACUUCCUCAGAUCUGGACCAUCCGGAGCCAGGGAGGCAUUGGGCAGCUCAGCUCUUUUGCAGUUUUCAACUAUCUCGUUGGGUCCCUUUCUCGCAUUUUCACUACCCUUCAGGAAGUUGACGAUAAGCUCAUCUUGUAUGGCUUCGUGGCAGGAUUCAUCCUUAACGCGAUACUUGCCGCACAAGUAAUGUACUACUGGAAUGCCCCAUCCACCAUCUCUGAGAAGCGUUCAGGCCGCGUGUCGGAGCAACCGAAGCCCAUAGCAGUCUCUAGCGGGGUCUCCCAAAGCCCUUCUGUCAAAGGCCCAUCAACAAGGCGAAGGGGUUAG
Microsporum canis CBS 113480 is the source of this 909-nucleotide messenger RNA. RefSeq names its product mannose-P-dolichol utilization defect 1 protein. NCBI's taxonomy places the organism in Eukaryota, Fungi, Ascomycota, Eurotiomycetes, Onygenales, Arthrodermataceae. The record is from RefSeq and is a predicted model, not a curated record. The coding region runs from base 1 to 909 and encodes 302 amino acids. The transcript has 2 exons.